AUGCCUCCAAAAGGAAAGAAGACAAGGAGAACGGUUGGAGAAGACGCCCCUCAAGCUAAUGUCCAACCUCCACAAGCUGAAUUCCCUAUGAACGCCCUUCUCGAAGCCUUAAGAUCUAUUCCCGCUCAACAGAUGGAUCCUGCCGCUCGACAGAGUCAUCAUUUUCAAGUCUUUCAUCGGAUCCAAGUGCCUGAGUUUGAGGGUGGACAAGAUCCCAUGGUAGCUGAAAGGUGGUUGAGGCAAAUAAAGAAAAAUUUCAACACAAUAGGAACACCUGAGGAAUAUCAAGUUACUUUUGCUGUGUCCAAGUUAGAGGGUGGUGCAACAGAUUGGUGGGAGACCUUGUCCAGGAGAAUGGAAACUGAUGGGAUGACUUGGCGAGAAUUUGAGGAAAUUUUCAGGGAACAAUAUUUUAGUCCAUCUCACAGGAGGGCUCUUAUUGUUGUAUUUGAUGGUCUAAGACAAGGGGAUAUGACUGUGAAUGAAUUUUACAUGAAGUUUGUAGAGCUAUCCUCUUAUGCAUAUCCUGGUGUUGUUGAUCAACCCUUGGUGAUUGAACAGUUCAUGCGUCGUUUGAGGCCUGCGAUACGUGGUCCAAUAGCCCCUUUGACCUUUAACAACCUGACUGAGUGUGUGACAGCAGCCUUGCGAACUGAGGCUCAUGUUGAGGGGAAUGAGAAGAAGAACACAAGCAGAGGAAGAGGAAAUGACCGAAAGAUGACCAAGAAGAAUCAAGGACAGUUGUCCCAAGGACAACAAUUUAGUGGGGGUAGCACUAGUAGUGGUUCAUCUGGAAAGACUCAUAGUGGACCAUACGGGUGUUUCAGUUGUGGUCAACAAGGUCAUAAGAAGAAAGAUUACCCGCAACGACAACAAAGAUUUCAAGCAUCUCAUGGAGGACCCAUAGGGAGCUAUGUAGAGUCUACUCCUUUUCAUGGACAGCCCAGGACAAACCAGUCUCAGUCUUCGUCCUAUGGUGCCACACCCCAAUCGGGCCAGCAGUCUCAGUAUCAACAUCAGUUCAGGCCACAAGGUUCAGGGUUCAACAUGGGAUACUCACAAGGUUUCCAAACUCCUGCUCCUAGUGGGAGUCAAAGAGGGUACAAUGAAGGUGGAGGGUCUGGUGCAAGUACAAGCUAUCCUAGUCAGGGAAGGGGAAAGGCAAAAGCAAAGUCAUCCACUCAAGCCUACGCUCUUGGGGUUGAUGAUGUACAGGGCGGUGCUGACCAGGGAGUUGUUGAUGGUAUGGUUCUUAUCUCACACUCUUGGGCUCAUGUGUUAUUUGAUACUGGUGCAUCACAUUCCUUUAUAUCUUUGAUGUUUGCUAGUAUGUUGGGUUUGAGUUGGGAAACUUUUAGUCCUGCAUUGCAUUUGAGUGUACCUAUGGGGGGACAUGGUGAGGCUAUUGUGGAUUGUUCACGUAAUAGAGUGACUCUUUUAACCCCUAGUGGUGAUUUUAUUGUUUAUCGAGCCAACAUGACUGCAAGAAACUUAGAGUGUUAUGGGAAUCUGUUUGCGGUCGAUGAUGAGUCUAGGAAUUUAGACGAGUUCCCUUGGAUAUCAGUGGUUAGUGGUUUUCCGGAUGUGUUUCUAGAGGAUUUACCAGGGUUACCACUUGAUAGGGAGAUCGAGUUUUGCAUUGAUUUGAUUCCCGGAGCUCAACCAGUUUCUAUUGCGCCUUAUCGCAUGGCACCUGCAGAGUUGGUUGAAUUUAAAAAACAAUUAGGGGAGUUAAUGGAUAAGGGUUACAUCAGACAUAGUACUUCUCCAUGGGGAGCUCUAGUCUUGUUUGCCAAGAAAGCUGAUGGGACUUUUCGACUUUGUGUCGACUAUAGAAAGCUGAAUCAGAUGAAAAUUAAAAACAAAUAUCCUUUACCGAGGAUUGAUGAACUAUUUGAUCAACUUGGUGGUUCAAAGUUCUUUUCAAAGAUUGAUCUGAGGUUAGGCUACCAUCAAUUGCGGAUUAGGGAAGAAGAUAUCCCUAAGACUGCUUUCAGGACACGGUAUGGACACUUUGAGUUUUUGGUAAUGCCAUUUGGGUUAACGAAUGCACCUGCUGCAUUUAUGGAUCUUAUGAAUAGAGUCUUUAGACCUUUCUUGGAUAAGUUUGUGGUGGUAUUUAUUGAUGACAUCUUGGUGUAUUCUAAGACACGUGAGGAUCAUGCUGAACACUUGACAACAGUAUUACAGACAUUGAGAGAUCAUCAAUUAUACGCUAAGAAAGAGAAGUGUGAAUUUUGGAUGACUUCAGUCAAGUUCUUGGGCCAUGUAAUUUCUCAAGAUGGUAUCACCGUUGAUCCUGCAAAGAUAGACUCUAUUCUACAGUGGGAAAGACCAAAGAAUGUCACUGAAGUUCGAAGCUUUCUUGGGUUGGUAGGCUACUACCGUCGCUUUGUAGAGAAUUUCUCACGAAUCGCUAUGCCUUUGACGAAGUUAACAAGAAAAGAAGUAAAGUUUAUGUGGGAUGAUAGUUGCGAAGAAGCUUUUAGAGAAUUGAAGGAAAGAUUAACUUCGGCGCCUGUUCUCACUGUUCCUAAUAGUGAGGAACCAUAUGUGGUAUUCACUGAUGCUUCAGGUACUGGAUUAGGAGGUGUCCUCAUGCAAAACGGCAAGGUGGUUGCCUAUGCUUCUCGACAAUUGAAACCACAUGAGAAGAAUUACCCUACGCAUGACCUAGAGCUUGUUGCGUAUCACCCCGGGAAAGCUAAUGUAGUAGCUGAUGCACUAAGUAGAAAGCCUCAUAGUACUUUGGCAUGUUUGGCUCUUGAGGACUAG
Cannabis sativa is the source of this 2775-nucleotide messenger RNA. RefSeq lists its product as uncharacterized. NCBI's taxonomy places the organism in Eukaryota, Viridiplantae, Streptophyta, Magnoliopsida, Rosales, Cannabaceae. Gene Ontology annotation, biological process: proteolysis. The transcript has 4 exons. Bases 1 to 2775 code for a protein of 924 amino acids. Gene Ontology annotation, molecular function: aspartic-type endopeptidase activity. The record is from RefSeq and is a predicted model, not a curated record.